AUGUCAGAUUCCAACACAACCGAUUUCACCAACCUUUCCACCUUCAUCCUGCAGGGCAUUCCUGGCCUGGAGGCAGCCCAUGUCUGGAUCUCCAUCCCCUUCUGCACCAUGUACAUCAUAGCCAUCUUGGGGAACUUUUCCAUCCUGUUCACUGUGAAGCUGGAGCUGAGCCUCCAUGAGCCCAUGUAUUAUUUCCUCUGCAUGCUGGCCAUCACUGACCUGGGCGUGUAUACAUCCACCCUGCCCAAAAUGCUGGCAAUUUUCUGGUUUAAUUCCAGGGAGAUAGAUUUCAGUGCCUGCCUCACCCAGAUGUACUUCAUUCACUGCUUCUUAGCGAUGGAGUCUGGGAUCCUCGUGGCCAUGGCUUUAGAUCGCUAUGUGGCCAUCUGCCAUCCCCUGAGACAUUCCACCAUCCUGACAAACCCCCUGGUGGCCAAGAUUGGACUGGCUGUGGUGCUGCGUGGUUGCAUAGUUGUAUUGCCCUAUCUCUUACUGGCAAGGCAGUGGCCUUAUUGCAGAACCAAUGUAAUCCCACAGCCGUACUGCCUACACAUAGCUGUGGUGAACCUGGCCUGUGCUGACAUCCGUGUCAGUAGUUACUAUGGCCUCUUUGUGCAAUUCUGGGUGAUUGGUCUGGAUGUGAUUUUUAUCGGGGUGUCCUACACCCAGAUCCUCAGGGCCAUCUUCAGCCUUCCCACAAAAGACGCGCGGCUCAAGACUUGGGGGACCUGCGGCUCCCACCUUUUUGUCAUUUUCGCCUUUUACAUGCCAGGUGUCAUCAUCCCCCUCAUGAACAGAUUUGCCCAAAAUGUGCCCCUGUCUUUCCACGUUCUCAUUGCCAAUGUGUACCUCUUGAUGCCCCCCAUGUUAAACCCCAUCAUCUACGGGGUGAGGACCAAACAGAUCCGGGACAGGCUGCUCAAGCUCUUUACUCAUAAAGGGGCCUAA
Messenger RNA from Trachemys scripta elegans, 948 nucleotides. RefSeq names its product olfactory receptor 52E4-like. The coding region runs from base 1 to 948 and encodes 315 amino acids. Gene Ontology annotation, cellular component: membrane. The record is from RefSeq and is a predicted model, not a curated record. Gene Ontology annotation, biological process: G protein-coupled receptor signaling pathway. The transcript has a single exon. NCBI's taxonomy places the organism in Eukaryota, Metazoa, Chordata, Testudines, Emydidae. Gene Ontology annotation, molecular function: olfactory receptor activity; G protein-coupled receptor activity.